AUGAUAUACGACGAGAGUUACUUCAAGGCGAGAGAUGCUGCAUACGAAAGGAAUAAGAGUUACUUCGAAACAGAAGCGACGAAACUUCAAAGACGGAUGAAUGAGAUGAAAGAGCGGAUUCUCAAUAUCCGCCGGGAACGAAGGAAUUUCUACGCACAUCGCAAUGACCAUGACCCAUUUCAAAUUCAAACCUCUGAACUUUUAUGUUACCUAUCUUUGUCCAAACAGCCAAGGCGUCGGACCAUCAAUAAUGCAAAUGUGAAAUUUGACCUUGAGCUGUACGAGACUCUGAUACUCAAUGGCGAAACCAAAUAUGUCAAAGAUAGACUUAUCAAAAUCUCAGACGUUGACGUAGCAAUAAAUGCUCGGUACGGCUUUCAUCCACAAGAUUUUAAAUUGGAAUCCUCCGAAAUUCCCGAUGAUGUUGUGGGGCUGAUAAAUACAAAACAAUGGCCGACCUUACUCAUCUCUAUUUCUGGAAAGAAGCCACAGGUGAGAAGUCCAAACUGCGCGAUAUUCUCAGAGACAAGUGCAGCGAUCUCCUGA
Talaromyces rugulosus is the source of this 546-nucleotide messenger RNA. RefSeq lists its product as uncharacterized. Bases 1 to 546 code for a protein of 181 amino acids. The record is from RefSeq and is a predicted model, not a curated record. The transcript has a single exon. Lineage: Eukaryota; Fungi; Ascomycota; Eurotiomycetes; Eurotiales; Trichocomaceae.